Molecule: messenger RNA, 351 nt
Organism: Lachancea sp. 'fantastica'
Lineage: Eukaryota; Fungi; Ascomycota; Saccharomycetes; Saccharomycetales; Saccharomycetaceae
Source: the annotation of a GenBank genome assembly
AUGUCCGAUGACCGUUCUUAUCGCAUGCUAGUCCUGCUGGAAGAUGUUGUGGAGGUGGAUGACAAGGAAUCGCAGAAGGACGACGCUCCUAAAGCUACACACGAAUUUGUGGAUGAGCUGAUACUCCCCUUCGAGAUUGAAGAUAUGGAUAAACUUAAUGAAUGGUUCGACAAAUUCGAUGCCGAAAUUUGCAUUCCCAAUGAAGGGUUUAUAAAGUACGAAAUUAGCAGCGAUGGGCUGGUCGUGCUACUGCUGGAUAGAUCACGGGAAGCGGUGGUUGAAAAGGUCCGUGCCUUUGUGCAGCGCGUCAAAGAUGAAGGCUCGGAUCACGAAGGCGAAAUUUCAGCAUGA